AGAGAAUGGAGUUCCAUCUGCUGCUCGUUUGUGUCGCCAUAUCCUUGGCAUCGCUGCCCAAAUCGGAGGCAGGGGUGACGGAGGAGCAGAUGUGGGCAGCCAGCAAACUGAUACGCGAUGUCUGCCUUCCCAAGUAUCCCAAAGUCAGUGUGGAGGUGGCCGACAAUAUCCGCAAUGGGAAUAUACCGAACAACAAGGACAGCAACUGCUAUAUUAAUUGCAUCCUCGAAAUGAUGCAGGCGAUCAAGAAGGGCAAGUUCCAGCUGGAGUCGACCCUCAAGCAGAUGGACAUCAUGAUGCCGGACAGCUACAAGGACGAGUACCGCAAGGGCAUCAACAUGUGCAAGGACUCCACCGCAGGACUAAAGAACGCUCCCAACUGCGAUCCCGCCCACGCCCUGCUCUCCUGUCUCAAGAACAACAUCAAGGUGUUUGUGUUUCCCUAGGAGGGAUUGUGCUUCAUCCCAUUAAAUAAUAGUGUCACUAAUCCCAAAACAAAAACCAAAUCAAUAAAGGUUAGCUCCAUGGGUUCUACUUCA
This is a messenger RNA of Drosophila ficusphila, 539 nucleotides long. It is a transcript of the gene Obp19a, whose product is annotated as general odorant-binding protein 19a. Gene Ontology annotation, molecular function: dibutyl phthalate binding; odorant binding. Gene Ontology annotation, biological process: sensory perception of smell; olfactory behavior. The record is from RefSeq and is a predicted model, not a curated record. Bases 6 to 446 code for a protein of 146 amino acids. Gene Ontology annotation, cellular component: extracellular region. The transcript is spliced from 3 exons. Lineage: Eukaryota; Metazoa; Arthropoda; Insecta; Diptera; Drosophilidae.